Molecule: messenger RNA, 3450 nt
Organism: Nicotiana attenuata
Lineage: Eukaryota; Viridiplantae; Streptophyta; Magnoliopsida; Solanales; Solanaceae
Exons: 6
Coding region: 1-3450 (1149 amino acids)
Biological process (GO): negative regulation of DNA-templated transcription; negative regulation of flower development; shoot system development
Source: RefSeq, a predicted model, not a curated record
AUGGAGAAGAGUGCCCCAUCAGUGGAAGGAAGUGAUUCUGAUACUUGUGUGUCCAAAUCAUCGGGAUCGCAGCUCUUACCUAUUGGAGGAAUAUCUAUUGAUCUUAAUCUUCCAAUGCCAGUGAAAGAGAAAGAGAACUGUCACCAUUUCUCGAUACGUGGAUAUGUAGCUGAGAUGAGAAAGAAGGACAUGAAAAUUUGUUCACCCUUUGGAUCAAGUAGUAAGCCCGAGGAUCAACUUCCUCCUAUAGACAUUCCCAAAUUUAAGUCGUGGCGAUGUAAGAAGUGCAUCAGUGAGGUGGGAGCUGAAGGUGCAGGAGACGAAAUGUGUGUACAUAAGGCCUCUACUAGUGGUGUGCAAUAUUUAUUGCCAGAGAUGAAGCACGUGUCCGAUUCACGGAAAGGUGACAAAAACAAAGCGAUUAUGGAAGAUUAUAUUGAUACUGAUGAUAAUGACUACAUAUUGUCAUGGAAACGCAGUAAAGAGAAAUGGACUGUAGUUCAAAAUACGACUGUCAAAGCUGUUCCCAGAAGUGUUAGAGAAGAGGAGACUGGCAAUCCAGCUACUGAGCAAUGCUCAACUCAAGAAACAAAAACAAAGAGCCCAGCUGCUAAUACAAAGAUUGCGGAUUCUGAGUCAAAUGAUGAAAGUGAUGAAGAAGUUCCUUAUGAUAUUGAUCCAGAGAUAGAAAUAGGCUCGCAAAAUGUUGACCAGAAAACUCCUUCAAUCACUUCAGAUGAAAUAGAAGUACUUGGUAGCCAAGAAAGAGUUCUUAAUAUGAGCAAUGUGAAUUUGAAUAGAUCACCUUCUGUUGAAUUGAUAGAGGGCACUGAAACAUCUAAGGGAAGUGAUGAAAAUUUGGCAGUAAAUAGUCAAUGUGAUUUGCAUGAGGAUAUUGCAAAUGACAUACCGCGCAGGAAAACUCGUAAGUUGCGCUUGUUGGCUGAGAUAUUGCUGGGUGAAAAUGCCAAUUUGGAGAUGAAUUGUGCCAAUGCAGAACGAUGUUCGGCAAAUACCAUGCCCAUAGUGCUUUCUGAUGAAGAUACAGUUGGUGCACCUAAGGAUAAGGUAUCAUUUCUUAAGGAUGCUAGAAAGGGUAACAAGACUUCUCAGAAGAAGAGAAGGACGUCUCAAGAAGAUAACCGCAAGUCAGAGAUGAACUUAGAUGGUAAGAUGGCUAAAAGAUCCAAGGCCUUCAAUAAAAAAGCUGAGAGGAGGAGUUCUAUGGAGAUUGAAGUUUCUGAUUCACGUGCAAUUGAGAAUGGAUCAGUCAAAGAACGUCCACAGAGUCGCAGCAAAAGUGCGAAAAUAAAGCAUAGAAGUGAUCAUAAGGACUCUAGAGUAAAUAAAAAGAAACAUAAGAAGGAUCAACUUGUCAGUGGAAGUUCUCCUCAAAUGCUCCCGGAGGGGAAAAGCACUGGUAUUAGCACAAAUGGAUAUGAUGGUGCUAACAUUCUCUUUCAAUCUUCAAAUGCUUCCACCGCUGAAGAAGUUGAAACUCAUUUGAGGAAUGAGUCAUUGCAUGGAAAAGAGAGAAACUCUGAUUUAUGCUUGCUUGAAGUUAGAAAUGCCUCUUCUCCUAUGAAUGUAGCUCAAGACAAAAAUUUGCAAAGAGAAAGUUCGAGGAAUGAUGUUGUACAAAUGCCGACUGGUAUGGGAGUGGUGACUUCUCAGCUAGAAAAUGAGUUAUCUGCUAAUGCGAAGUUAGACCUGUCUUUGAGCAGAUCCAAGGAUGCUGAGAAACGUGUUGAAAAUGAUAUUAUCCAAAGCAAAAACAGGACAAAUUGGCAGUUGAGUCUACAAAAUAGCAGUAAGAGUUGUGAUCCGAAAGAUAACUCUUUCAUGAGACAGUCAAAUGUAUCUGAAUCAGGCCAAUCUUUGAGGAAAGGCGUGAACGCUCUUGUAAGACAGUCAAAUGUGUCUGAAUUAGGUCAAUCUUCGGGGAAAGAAGUGAACUCUCUUGUAAGACAGUUAAAUGUGCCUGGGUCAGGUCAAUCUUUGUGGAAAGGCGUGAACUCUCUUGUAAGACAGUCAAAUGUGUCUGAAUCAGGCCAAUCUUCGAGGAAAGGAGUGAUUUGUGACCUGAACCAGGGAAUGUAUCAAACAUCAUCAGUGUGGCAACAGAUUCAAAUCUCACCUGAUCCGCUUCAAAGGGGAAAUAUUCAAAUGCCAAACCGAAUGGAAACGCCUCAGCCUUGCAGAAACGCAAACCUUAAUGGAGUUCAAGGUUCGUCAUCUGUAAUUAAGCUGCAUAGAAGUCAUCAGUCUAAGAAGGUUGUUGAAAAAAGGCCAAUUGAGAUUGUAGAGCUGUUGAACAACAACCAUGAAAGGAGUCUUCCCCUGACCAGAAGUAAUUUAGUGAUUGAAAGAAAUGAUAAUGGAGCAGUUACAUGGUUAAAUCCUAGUUUAACCGGUUUUCAUCCAGUUCAUGCAAAUGUAAAUGCUGAUGUUGGAGUAUGCAGAGGCUAUAUCCCCCACUUAUCUAAUGGUAAAGUGAACAGCGCUGAGAUGACUCAGGUUCAGGAGCCACAGUUCAAACUGUUCGGCAAUUUAAAACAAAGUCAGCAGAAACCAUCAAACGGAGGGCAAGUUUCUGCUCCUGUUCCCAUCAGAUGGGGGUCGCAACAUGGUGAAGGAUCAAAACCUGGAGGGUUUCCCACUAGGCAGCAGAGCAUAUUGUUUGGACAAAAAUAUCUCCAUCCGAAAGGGAGGACUAUCAGUGACAUAAAGAGUAUGGAUUCUGAAAGCCAGAGCAAGUGGCAUCAAACUUCAAAUCCUUAUUCUAGUGAGACCAUACCAGCAUUGCAGUUACUCGGUCGUGUGGAUCAAACAACUCCAUUACCUCCUGCUUUCAAUGUGGUUCAACAGCAAUCUUUCUCUGCCUGCAACUAUCCCCCGCGGAUUUACAUGGAUGGAAACCAAAGUGUUCACGAUGGAUCAUUCUUAUCACGUCAUCAUCCCAAGGAGUCUUCUGGUGUUCGCAUUGGUGGUUAUACUGCUGGUAAUAGCUCACAACAGCCUUUUACGUACUUAAAUGAUCAAGUAUCUCAUGCACCGGUGCAACUUGGCGGAAGAAAUUUGCAGCAAUCUGUGUGUUCAAGUGGCCUCUGGCGGAGCACUCGAGAAGUUGUUGGUACAUCAAGUUCAAUGGUGCAUUCGUUGCAGACUGAAAAUGCUUCCAGGUCAUUAGACAGCAGUACCCCUAUAACUACUGUAUUGCCUGUCUCUAUUAUUCCAAAAAAGAAUCCUCCUUGCCUUUUAAAUCAAAACCCUGCUGAAAUUGCUCUCGCUGAUAAUGAAAAGUAUCUCAGAACUGCAGAGGAUCAGGACAUUAGGAAUAAGAGCUCAUCGCGAGAGAAAUCUGGAGCUGUUCGUAUGGAUGGGCGAAAGCAGCAGAGGAAAAAAAACCGACCAGGGAGAAUGCCUCUAGAAUGCCGCCGAGCACCAUGA